AUGAUUAAUGGUUUCAAAUAUGUUCAAAAUUGUACCAAACUCAACCAUGGGAGUUUUUUUCCAUCAAGAAAUUUAACCUAUACCUCAAGGUUAUUUGCAGGCCACUCAAAAUGGCAAAAUAUCAGACAUGAUAAAGCUAAAAAUGAUGCAAAAAAAUCUCGUGAAGCUAAUUCUUUGGCCCUUAGAAUAGAGUCCAGUGUUAGAACAGGAGGUGCUGAAAGUAAUGCACAAUUAGUUACAUUAAUAGAUAAGGCAAAAAAGUUGAAUGUUACCAAAAAGAUCAUUGACAAUGCCAUUAAAAGAGGUUUAGGUGAGAAUGUAGGAGACAAAAUAACUCAUUCAGUAACAUAUGAAUUCAUGGGACCCGGAGGGGUGGCCAUAGUCAUUGAGGCACAAACUGAUAAUAAGUCAAGAACAAUCGGGAAUGUCAAGCAUGCUUUAUCAAAAUUCAACGCAUCGUUGAGUCCAUGUUUGUACUUAUUUGAAAGAAAGGGACUAAUCAUUUUUGAAUCAAGUGAAGAGUACAACGAUUUAGAUACUUUAUUGGAACUUGCUAUCGACGUUGGAGCUGAAGAUGUUGAAGAAUUCAUUGACCAUGAAAAUGAAUACAAAGAAGAAAACCUUUUCCAAAUAACAACCGAUCCAGGUGAUAUCAAUAGAAUUUCCAAUGAAUUGUCACAAAAGGGAUUAAAAUUGAAAGAUACAAAUGUAAACUACAUAGCAGAAGGUGAUAAUGAAGUUGAUUUCCCCGAAGAAUAUGAAAAAUCAUUCUCCAAAGCAUUAGAGAUGUUAGAUGAACUUCCUGAAAUCACUGACUAUUAUACUAAUAUUAAAGAUUAA
Molecule: messenger RNA, 840 nt
Organism: Yamadazyma jaroonii
Lineage: Eukaryota; Fungi; Ascomycota; Pichiomycetes; Serinales; Debaryomycetaceae
Source: the annotation of a GenBank genome assembly